AUGGCUGUCGAAUUACAGCUGCUGUUCGACAUCAACGUGAGCCGCACCAAGACGAGCCGCACCAAGACGAGCCGCACCAAGGCGAGCCGCACCAAGACGUGUCCCACCAAGACGAGCCGCACCAAGACGAGUCCCACCAAGACGUGUCCCACCAAGACGAGUCCCACCAAGACGAGUCCCACCAAGACGCGUCCCACCAAGACGUGUCCCUCCAAGACGUGUCCCACCAAGACGAGUCCCACCAAGACGUGUCCCCCCAAGACGUGUCCCACCAAGACGUGUCCCACCAAGACGAGUCCCACCAAGACGAGUCCCUCCAAGACGUGUCCCACCAAGACGUGUCCCCCCAAGACGUGUCCCACCAAGACGUGUCCCACCAAGACGUGUCCCUCCAAGACGUGUCCCACCAAGACGUGUCCCACCAAGACGUGUCCCUCCAAGACGUGUCCCACCAAGACGUGCCCCUCCAAGACGAGUCCCACCAAGACGUGUCCCACCAAGACGUGUCCCUCCAAGACGAGUCCCACCAAGACGAGUCCCACCAAGACGAUUCCCACCAAGACGUGUCCCUCCAAGACGAGUCCCACCAAGACGUGUCCCACCAAGACGUGUCCCACCAAGACGAGUCACACCAAGACGAGUCACACCAAGACGAGUCCCACCAAGACGUGUCCCACCAAGACGAGUCCCACCAAGACGUGUCCCACCAAGACGUGUCCCACCAAGACGUGUCCCACCAAGACGUAA
Molecule: messenger RNA, 747 nt
Organism: Lethenteron reissneri (Far Eastern brook lamprey)
Lineage: Eukaryota; Metazoa; Chordata; Hyperoartia; Petromyzontiformes; Petromyzontidae
Product: salivary glue protein Sgs-3-like
Source: RefSeq, a predicted model, not a curated record